This is a messenger RNA of Doryrhamphus excisus (bluestripe pipefish), 5511 nucleotides long. RefSeq names its product ADAM metallopeptidase with thrombospondin type 1 motif, 14 (gene adamts14). The record is from RefSeq and is a predicted model, not a curated record. NCBI's taxonomy places the organism in Eukaryota, Metazoa, Chordata, Actinopteri, Syngnathiformes, Syngnathidae. Gene Ontology annotation, biological process: extracellular matrix organization; proteolysis. Gene Ontology annotation, cellular component: extracellular matrix. Gene Ontology annotation, molecular function: metalloendopeptidase activity.
GUUUGCUCCACUCUUUGCAAGUUGAGCACACACUUUUUUUUUUUUUUUUUUUUUGCGUCCCACAGCAGCAACAGAAGAGGAAGAAGGAGAAGAAGGCGAAGGACCAGACAGAACCGCAGAGGAGGUACAUUCAGUUUUUUCUUAGUGUCGCUUUAGUCCACGACUGGAUUGCAGAUGUUCCUGCAGCGUGGCGGACUUGCAUAGAAAGUUUGGUUUUUUAUUGAACAAAGAUUACGGAGAUAUACUUUUUAUUUUAUUUUUUUUUAAAUAAGCAAAGUUGCCUGCUUUCGAGCUUUCUUUCAAGUUUUGCUUGAAGCGGCUGUUGUCGUUCGUCCCGGCCACCCCCCCUCCUCUGCGUCCCCAUACAUGGAUGGUCCAGCGUCGGUCUCUGCAGCGCAGGCCGAGUUUGGUGCUUGGAAGGACGGCCAAAUGUGCCGCCAAGUCACCGCAGCACAGCGUUGAGGACUUGGUUCGGAUAUAAAAACAACAACAAAAAAAGGGAAAAAAAAGGGGUGAAAAAAGGAAAAAAAAGUAAGCCAGCAGACCCUCAGCUAUGGGUGGCAUGCACCUACUGAUGUGCUUCUCACUCAGUCAACUUUUACUGGAGUCCACUUCUGCUGCAGGAACCCACGACAAACUCUCGGGAAAGUUAAGUGAAUAUGGUCUUAUCGUGCCAUUCAGCACAGACUCCCACGGCCGCUACGUGUCUCACCUGCUCUCCACUGGAGGAGCUCCAGAGGAUGGAGAUGAUGGAAGCAGCGGCGGUGACAACGGAAGGAAGAGGAGAACCACCGGGAGACGAAGGGUGGCCCGCGGCGCCCCCGAGAUGCCCUCGUCGACCCGCGGCUUGUCGACCCAGCGCUUGUUUUUCAACGUGACCGUCUUCGGCAAGGAGCUGCACCUUCGCUUGAGGGCCAACAGGAGGUUGGUGGCGCCGGAGGCCUGGGUGGAGUGGCAGGAGGACUUUGAGGAGAAGGCCAAGGAGCACGUCCACAGGGGUUGCGUCUUCACCGGGGACGUGAGCGACAUGCCCGACGCCACCGUGGCCAUAAGCAACUGCGACGGACUGGCAGGCUUGAUCCGCACCAACAACGGCGAGUAUUUCAUCGAGCCUCUGGAGAAGGGCCAGCAGGAUGUGGAGGUGCAGGGGCGUGUCCACGUGGUCUACCGCAGGUCGGCCAUCAAGCGGGAAGCCGGCCAGCACGGGGAGGAGCUCCGCAAUGAAGUGGUCGACUUCGGCAUCGCCGACCUCCCGGCGACCUUGAACUUGGUGCAGAACAAGCUAACCGAAGCCGAACGCAAGCGAAGGCACACCAAGAAGGACGACUACAACAUCGAGGUGCUUCUUGCCGUGGAUGAUUCAGUGGUUCGCUUCCACGGGAAAGAGCACGUGCAAAACUACGUCCUGACGCUCAUGAAUAUUGUGGAUGAAAUCUACCACGAUGAGUCUUUGGGAGCCAACAUCAACAUCGUCCUCGUUCGCAUGAUUAUGGUCGGGUAUCGACAGUCCAUCAGUCUAAUCGAGCGUGGCAACCCGUCCCGCAGCCUGGAACAAGUGUGCCGGUGGGCCAACACGCAGCAGCGUGGCGACCCCGACCACGCCGAGUACCACGACCACGCCAUCUUCCUCACAAGGCAAGAUUUUGGUCCCGCAGGUAUGCAAGGUUAUGCUCCGGUGACUGGAAUGUGCCAUCCGCUGAGGAGCUGCACUCUGAACCACGAGGACGGCUUCUCCUCCGCCUUUGUGGUCGCUCACGAGACGGGCCACGUGUUAGGAAUGGAGCACGACGGUCAGGGGAACCGCUGCGCCGAUGAGACCAGCAUGGGCAGCAUUAUGGCGCCGCUGGUCCAGGCGGCCUUCCAUCGCUACCACUGGUCCCGCUGCAGCAAGCAGGAGCUGAGUCGCUACAUUCACUCUUAUGACUGCCUUCUGGAUGAUCCCUUCGAGCACAAGUGGCCCAAGCUUCCAGAGCUCCCCGGCAUCAAUUACUCCAUGGACGAACAGUGCCGCUUUGACUUUGGCGUCGGUUAUAAAAUGUGCACGGCCUUUCGUACGUACGACCCCUGCAAGCAGCUGUGGUGCAGCCAUCCCGAUAACCAGUACUUCUGCAAAACCAAAAAAGGGCCACCGGUGGAUGGUACGGAAUGCGCUCCGGGGAAGUGGUGUUUCAAAGGUCAUUGCAUCUGGAGGUCCAGCCAGGAGCCUCAAGGCCACGACGGGAACUGGGGCUCCUGGUCCAAGUUUGGCGCUUGUUCGCGGACGUGCGGAGGAGGAGUUCGCUCCCGUAGCCGACAAUGCAACGACCCCCCGCCGGCCUACGACGGCCGCGAGUGUCCCGGCUCGGCGUUCGAUUACCAGAUGUGCAACACGGAGGAGUGCGCCGGCCCCUACGAGGACUUCCGUGCUCAGCAGUGCCUCCAGAGGAGCAACAAGUACCACAACAACAUGAAGCACAACUGGUUGCCGUACGAGCACCCGGACGAGAGUCGCAAGUGUGAGCUGAGCUGCAUGUCCAAGGAAACCGGGGAGGUUGUCUUCAUGAACCAGGUGAUGCAUGAUGGGACCCGUUGCAGCUACAAUGACCACUUCAGUGUCUGCGCCCGAGGCGAGUGCCUGCACGUCGGCUGUGACAAGGAGGUCGGCUCGUACAAAGAGCAGGACAAGUGUGGUGUAUGCGAGGGAGACAACUCGCAUUGUCGCACUGUCAAGCUGACGCUCACCAAGACGCCUAAAAAGAACGGAAUGCUGAAAAUGUUCGACAUCCCCGUCGGAGCCCGUCACAUUGUCAUCGAAGAGAACGACACCUCCCCCCAUCUAAUUGCCGUGAAGAAUCAAGUCACGGGCAACUUCAUCCUCAACGGUAAAAGUGAGGACACCGAAUCAAAGACUUUCAUCGAGAACGGUUUACAAUGGAACUACACCAUCGAGGGCGGCGGGAAGGAGACCCUGCGGACGUCGGGUCCUCUGCAUGAAGGCAUCCUAGUGCUGGUCAAUCCGCGGGAAGAGGAAGCAAAGAUCAGCUUGACGUAUAAAUACAUCAUACACGAGGACCUCCUGCCUCUCAUCACCAACAACAACGUCCUCCUAGCCGAAUUGGACACUUAUGAGUGGGCUCUGAAGAGCUGGUCGCAGUGCUCCAAACCUUGCGGCGGAGGCAUACAGUACACCAAAUACGGAUGCAGGAGGAAGAGCGACAGCCGCUUAGUGCACCGCAACUUCUGCGAAACCAGCAAGAAGCCCAAACCCAUCCGUAAGCGUUGCAACGUUCAGGUGUGCAGCCAGCCAACGUGGGUCGUGGACGAGUGGAGCCCGUGCAGCAAGACAUGCGGGAAGCAGGGCUACCAGACCAGGGCGGUGCAGUGCAUGCAGGCUCUGCACAAUGGCACCCAUCGGCCCAUCCACAGCAAACACUGUACCGAGGACCGGCCGGAGCCGAGGAGGACCUGUAACCACACUGUGUGUCCCACACAAUGGAGGAUGGGGGCGUGGUCUCAGUGCUCGGUUUCCUGCGGCGAAGGUAUCCAGCAAAGGCAAGUGGUCUGCAAAGCUAGCGACAACACGGUGGGGGACUGCGAAGGAGACAAGCCCGAGACGGUCCUCAUUUGCAAGCUGAGCUCUUGUCCAGGCCAACCAGCGUCCCAACUCAGCACGGACAACUCCACCGUUAAAGACGAAGCCUUGCACCAAAGACCUCCUAGCAACCCUGUGAUUAAAGUCUCCUCAAAUGAGGCAUGUCAGGGCGAUAAAUCGAUUUUCUGUCAAAUGGAGGUUCUGGCUCGCUACUGUUCCAUCCCUGGAUAUAAUAAGCUUUGUUGCGAAUCUUGCAACAAGAAACUGGCCAGUCCAGCUCCCACGUCAGAGGAACCCCAGACCUCCACACCUUCCCACUUGGCCUCCCUCCAGUCUCCUCAACCCACCGCCACCCGGAAUCCAUUACAAACCACUAAAACCGCCAACAGACGACCGCGCUCCACUACGACCAGGCCGUCGACCACCAUAGCCUCGGCCUCCAGGGGCGGCGGCGACCUCUCCAGGGGUACCACCGUCGACACUCUUCUACCUCCGGCUCCGCCGACAGCCGAUGCCUCCGAGGAGCGCAGGCCCGACAGCACUUUAGGCCCGUUCGCCGCCAAGUCAAAAAGGGACCAUUUAGGAUCCGAGAGGGACUCCUCUGCACGCAAAGCCGCGUAGCGAUGACGCGCAUCUCACGUUUCUCCAGUGAGCAGACGGGCGAUUACCUCAUCAGACCUCAGAAAGAGUGAGGCUCGAGUUCUGUCCUUCGGCGGAAAAAAAAAACGCAAAGGUGCUGUAAACCGAAAGCAAAAAAUAAUGUGAUGACUGCGUCGCUUCCUUCCUGUUUGUUUCUGCGUACGCUUGUUGAUGUUUUUCCUCCGCGAAGUGCAUCAGAACUACUAGUGAACUUGUGUCGUGAACACGUGGGAGGUGCUAGCGGCGUCGACUGUGGAGGCUAGCAUAUGUCACGCAGGUCUUUUUCGAGAGUUCGAUGCCAAAUGCAUGUUAAUUUCCUUUGGUGGGGCCCGCCUAAUUAUACGAAAGAUAACCGUUACUACUAUCUAUCGUUUUUGACCUUAAGUGAUCUCAGAAGGUUAUUAUUUAAAGUGACAAAUUUUAAAAAUAUGGUGCCGUAGGAAUAUUUUUAUAUGCUAUUUGCCGACUUUUUGGACUUUUUAAUGAGAUAUUUAUCUUUGCGUAUCGGAGCAAACUAUGAAACUAUGACUUUAAAAUAAUGAAGUUUUGCAUGUGUUUGUAUUAUUUCUUAAAGAUAAUAUUUAAUUAAAAACGCAAGACAGCUAACCUUUCAGGAAUCGAACCUAUAGAAAGGAAAAUAGUAUGCAACACAGCGUCUGGCCUCCACAGUCAUCAUCCACGCAGGAAGUACCGUCUCGUUUUGGUUCCUGGUGCUUAAUUUUUUGGUUUUCCGAAUCCAAUUUUGGAGAUUUAUAUAUUUUUUUUAAGCGAGCCACGUCCACCUUGGGUGGGUGAAAGAUCACUUAUGCUUUAAAACCAACAGUACGAUAUCUAUUUUUCAGAUAACAAUGUAUAUAGUGUAAAUUCCCUCCAUUAGAAAAAAAAUAAUUAACAAGCAAAAAUAAUAAUAAUAAUAAUGAUGAUGAUAUGAGUGUGUGUAUGUGCUUGCCUGUGUGUGUGUGUGUGUGUGUGUUAGCCGGAAGUGCAGUCGCUGCUAUUGUGAUGCCAUUCCCGCCUUGCAGUGUAUAACGCCAUGUUUAUUGUACAGUUCUUGUAUAUACUGUAUGUUGGUGAUGAAAGCUUUAAAUGUUAAUAUUUAUUGAAUUUUUAAGUGAACAGUAAAAAAAAAAAAACAGUAAAAAAAAAGACGCAAUGAGAUUUGUGUUAUUUCUUAUAUAGCUUAUAUAGUUUAAUAACAUAAUAUGUUUAAUUUAAUAUAGUUUAAUAGGAACAAAAUACUGCAUAUACGGUAGAUAAAUGAGGUUUAAAAACUGGCGUAAUUUCUCACUACUUCAUACUUC